AUGUCCUUGUCGGAAUUGCCCUGGUCUCCUAUUGGUCCUCACCAUCCCUUCGUGGAUAAACAGAAGGUCGCCAGUCUUUACCGGAACUCUUUCUUUGCGUCCCAACUCUCUGUUCCUCCUUUUGUUGCUCCGCCUUUCGUCAACAUGAAUCCCCUCUCACCGGAGGAGAUGGAGCGCUUCCAGAAGCUGUCCAAUGAGUUUGAGCCGGAUGUUCAGGGCCCCCUGGUAUCAACCAAGCAGUCCAGCCAUGCUAUUGCGGUGGAGUAUGCCAAUGCAGAUCCCACGCUGGCAACAAAGACGGGUACCCUUGUUGUUACGCACCCGAUGACUCGGAUUAUGAAAGGAGAUGGCAACUGCGGCUGGAGAGCGGUUGCGUUCGGCUAUUUCGAAAUGCUUUUCGCUCUGCGUGAUCUAUCGCGCGUACAACGUGAGCUGGCCCGGAUCAAGUCGCUCAACACUCUCAUGGACCAGGUCGGGCAGGAGGAACAUCUUUAUGAGAUCUUUGUCGAUGCCACGGAGGAUAUCUUCGCCCAGAUCUCUGCCGCCAUCCAGAACGGCACCCCGGAUGAGUCUUUCCUUGUUGAUGCGUUUAACGAGGAGUACAGCUCGAAUUCUGUGAUCACGCACUUCAGACUCUUGACCAGCGCUUGGAUGAAACUCAACCCGCAUCGGUAUCAGGCUUUCCUGCCUCUACCGCUGGAUCAGUACUGCGCAACGCAGGUCGAGACGGUGCGGACUGAGAUCGACGAAGUCGGAUUGCAAGCCCUGGUGGAUGGUAUCAUUGAAGGAGCGGGAUUCGGCGUUGAGAUCCUCUACCUGGAUCGGAGUGAGGGCGAGGCUGUAACGCCACAUCAGCUAUCCCCCAACAGGCCCAACGUAGCGACGAUUCGUCUGCUAUAUCGACCAGGCCACUAUGACCUUCUCUACAGAGCCGAACCUACUGUGAAUAUGGCACCCGUGGUCAACUACCAAUACGCAAUGACUUCUAACUACUCCCCCUGGGAACAAGGUGCUCUCUCCUUCGACGUCAACCCCCACUUGAUGUCCAUCCCCAAUCUAAUGGCGGACCCGUCCUACGGGAUGGCCCCGUCACCCAUCAUGUCCCCGGUGUCUCCAGCAUCUGCACAACCAACCAGUCCCUUUCGAGUCUCUUCGCCACAGGAUAUGUUUCACUCCCCGGUGUCCAGCCAUGCUCCCGUUCCAUCAACCAUCCCGAUCUCCUCGCCGCCGCCACCGAUGACAUCCCUCCCGAGUCGGUCGUCGGACGGUCCGCAGAUUCGCUUGAAUCCGUUGGUUAUGAAGCCCAAUCUGAGCCGUUCGUUGCCCAUUACCACGCCUUUUAAAAAGUGA
Penicillium lagena is the source of this 1350-nucleotide messenger RNA. RefSeq names its product OTU family ubiquitin thioesterase. Gene Ontology annotation, cellular component: nucleus. The transcript is spliced from 6 exons. The record is from RefSeq and is a predicted model, not a curated record. Gene Ontology annotation, molecular function: ubiquitin binding; cysteine-type deubiquitinase activity. Gene Ontology annotation, biological process: protein K48-linked deubiquitination. NCBI's taxonomy places the organism in Eukaryota, Fungi, Ascomycota, Eurotiomycetes, Eurotiales, Aspergillaceae. Bases 1 to 1350 code for a protein of 449 amino acids.